Molecule: messenger RNA, 1296 nt
Organism: Athene cunicularia (burrowing owl)
Lineage: Eukaryota; Metazoa; Chordata; Aves; Strigiformes; Strigidae
Gene: CCNG2
Product: cyclin G2
Exons: 8
Coding region: 80-1096 (338 amino acids)
Biological process (GO): mitotic cell cycle phase transition; regulation of cyclin-dependent protein serine/threonine kinase activity
Cellular component (GO): cytoplasm; nucleus; cyclin-dependent protein kinase holoenzyme complex
Molecular function (GO): cyclin-dependent protein serine/threonine kinase regulator activity
Source: RefSeq, a predicted model, not a curated record
CGAGCGGUGAGGACCGCGGGGGGUGGCUGGUGCACUCUCCCCACCUCCGCAGGUAAAGGAUCCGGAGGCAGGGGAGAAGAUGAGCAGCGAGGCGCUGUGGCUUUUCAAGCAGCUGAAUCUCCACCUGGAGCAGGAGGGGAGGUUUCAGCCCCGCGAGAAGGGGCUCAGCCUCAUCGAGUGCGCUGCCGAGAAUGAAAAUACUCUGUGCCCAAGACAAAGGAAUGCCAAGGUGGAAGAUCUUUGGAGUCUGACCAACUUUUUUGGUUUUGCAACUGAAACGUUUGUUUUGGCUGUUAACAUUUUGGACAGAUUCUUGGCUCUUAUGAAGGUAAAACCGAAGCAUUUGUCUUGCAUUGGAGUUUGUUGUUUUCAACUGGCUGCCCGAGUAGUCGAAGAAGAAUGCAAUAUUCCGUCUGCUCAUGAGAUCAUCCGGAUCAGCCAAUGUAAAUGCACUGUGUCUGACCUGAAACGGAUGGAGAAGAUAAUUUCAGAGAAGUUGCACUUUGAAUUUAAAGCUACUACUGCCUUAACCUUCUUGCACUUGUACCAUACUAUUGUACUUUGUCAUACCUCAGAAAGGAAAGAAGUAUUGAAUCUUGACAAAUUGGAAGCACAGCUAAAAGCUUGCAACUGUCGCCUAGUCUUUUCUAAAGCAAAACCAUCUGUCUUGGCCCUGUGCCUUCUCACUCUAGAAGUUCAGACUUUGAAAUCUGUUGAGCUGUUUGAGAUCCUUCUGCGUGUUCAAAAGCAUUCUAAGAUAAGUGAUAAUGACCUACUUUACUGGAGGGAACUGGUCUCAAAAUGCCUAGCAGAUUAUUCUUCUCCUGAAUGUUGCAAGCCUGAUCAUAAAAAGCUAGUUUGGAUUGUUUCAAGACGUACAGCCCAGAAUCUACAAAACAGUUACUACAGUGUUCCUGAGUUGCCAACAAUUCCAGAGGGUGGAUGUUUCAGUGAAAGUGAGAGUGAAGACUCCUGUGAAGAUAUGAGCAGCGGGGAAGAAAGCCUUAGCAGUUCUCCUCCAAGUGAUCUGGAAGGCACGUUCUUCUUUGAACUUGAACCGAAAACAAAGUGGCAAGCUCUUAGCUGUCGGUCUUAGCAUUAAAUCUUGAUUGUAUUAGGUUGAGAUUUUUUAGGCACCACGGAGUCUUUUGGCAAUAAUAAAUGAGAUGGUAAUCUGUAAACUGUAUUAAGGCAAGAAUUGCUGUGCUCUAUCAAUGCUUUGAAUGCUUGCCCUAUUUUUUUGUUAUAAUUUUAAGGAAGGAAAAUUUCCCGUUCGUGUCCCCAGUUCAGCAAAAA